UUACAAACCUUACACCUUGCUUCUUGAGUCAAAAUUAAAUCCAAAAUGGAGAUAAUUAAGAAAACUUAUUAUCGAGCAGUUUUUGUAAAGUAUGCAAUUGUUCCUUCUCCUCAUGACGGCAUCUGUAUCGCUAAUGUUUAUUCUUGAGAACGACGGAGUCCAAUUGAUGUCCUUGUUGAAUGGCAGCUUCUUGGAGGACUAUUAUAAAAGGCGGAAAAAUCAAGGUAUGGUGUCUACAAAAAAGCCUCGCUCCGAUUUUGAAUCUUACGAGAGUGAGAAAAAAAGAAUUGCAAGGCUUUGGGAUCCUAUACUCAAUCAAAGCCACGAUUUUCUGGAUGUCAGAAAAGAUAAUAGCCAGGAGAAGGGUCAGGUCUCAGGAUCAGGUGCAAAUGAAAUAUUUUCAACGAAUAUUAGUAAAACUGAACCUUGCAAGGAUAGUAACACUUUAAAUCCCCCUGGAACUGGGUCACCCCCACCCAAAGGCUUACAGAAAAACAGGUUUGUACGACAGCGUCCAAUAGGACAGCGUCCAAUACUCCCCCUAUCGGUUCAAAUAUUCUUCGACAGAAGACCGAAAUAUGGAGAAAAAUACCCGUUAAUUGUUGCCAUGAAGAGUUUAGGGACAACCCCUUUCGUACUCAACAUCACAGUAGAUACAUCUGAUUAUCUCAUUGAUGACAAGGUAAUAUAUCCCAGCCAGAAAUCUAAAUGGUCAUACACAAGCAACUUGAGAGAGCUCCUAAGCACAGUUGGAAUUCCCGAAACAAAUGUUGCCUUUAACCAGGCCUAUUAUUACCGAUGUCAUGCAACAUUUUAUAAUACACGGCACAAAUACGCCAUCGUGAAGGUCUCAGAUCUAGAAAACAGAUUUGUCCUGCUGGCAGCGACGUAUAGGAGAGCGUUCAGGGUUAUUAUUCCUUCAAGAAGUAGGGAUAAGUUACCCGUAUUGCUACUACCAUUUUGCAAAGAUCCGGAGCUGCCGGUUGCAGUUUCAGCCUGGACUCACCGUGUGUUCUAUGCGAUUAUCAUUAGGAAAGGUGUAAAGGCAAAGUACAAAACAUUCAGUUGGGAUUUUUAUGAUAUGAACGAGGAAUCUCAUGCUGGGGACACUAAAACUCUGUACCUUAAAUUGGUGCCUUACCAGGUCAGUUAUUUGAACUAUAAUGUGAUAGACCGUGUCUUCAUGUUGCGGGCCAGCGGUGUCAUCAACGGAGUCUUCACUGUAGCUCGUUGCUAUGUGAAGUAUAUCCCUCCAGAUAUUGAAACGGAAAUUUCUGGAGGCCAGCGACGGAAUGUGGACGUCAGGGAUUAUGUACUAAUAGACGGUUCAUCGAGCAAGGACAGAGUCUUUCCUGUAGAAAGUCUGGCAACAAAGAAUUUCCAUUGGCAGUGUGAAAGCACGGACGAUCCCAAUAACAAAUAUUGCAAAUAUGAUUUAUCAACAAAGCCCAAGAUACGAUUCCCGAAAAGAAGCCUCCGAGUUGGUAAGAAGUACUCCAUUGCCCUGACCGUUUACUCCAAAAUAGACCCCAGACAUCGAUCGAGCGCCAUCCAGAUUAUAAAGGGCGUGGAGAGGGACACCAUUGCGCCCAACAUCGUCUGCCGACGCAACUGUGCCCUGGACGUGUAUAGCACGGCGGAAAGUGUCCAUUUGACCUCCGAUUGCCCCGAUUGUCGCCAUCGGGUGCGCUAUUACGAGUGGCUCGUCAGCGAGGAAGGCGGCCAAAUCCAAUCUGUAUCUCGAAAGAAGUUUCUCGUCUGGAGGGGCACCAGUGCAUACAUCGACAUCUACUUGAAGAUGAUUAUGGUGAACAAUGUUCAGGGUAUUUCCAAGUACUCGAUGUCCCGGAACGAUGGUCCUCAAGAGGGCAAGUGUACAGCAUGGCCCGAUAGCGGCAUCGAGGCUACUACCGUUUUUUCCAUCACUUGCGUGGGCUACGAGUCGCCCUUUGUUCCGCUGACCUUCCGCUUCAAGCUCGGAGUGGCGGCGGUGGCCACUUUGAUUCCGUUCAGCAAGAUCAAAAUGGUGUUGCCGACGACCAACUCUCUAGAAGUCUCCAUCUGCGACACUGUGGACACGUGCGUGUGGCAGAAAUUGUCCCUGACGGUGACACCAUUUGUGUUGGCGAAUCCCGAUGCUACCCAGGAGAACCAUAUCAGGGAGGUGAUGGCAGAGGUACCAGAUCUCCUGCUGCAUGGCCACUGGAACAAAGCCUUUGUUCUCUCAUUGGUGGCCACGAAAUGGAUCGCAUCUCCCGAAGACGGUAUGCUGAUCUUCUCGCAUUUGCAAGAUCAGGAUUUGCAAACUGGUGGCCAGCUGGAGCAGAUGACACUGCUGGGCCUCCAAAUGUUGUCGCGAUUGCUCCCGCUAACUUUCCGAUCAGCGAGGCUCUUGGGCGAUAUGUUCAUCAAACAGACCACCAUUUUCGAGCACACCGUCCAAGAACAGGGCUGGUUGCAUCGGGACGCCUACCACAGUCUGACUGCCAUGCUCAUGGCCUUUAUGUCCAUCUUAGGAGACAAGAAGCAUGUGGAGGGUCUUGCGAUGGGCAUGUGCAAGCCCACCAGUCCUGAGUGCGUCAAUAUGGUGAUGCUGGAGAACCUGGAGCUCCAACUAGAGAUAAAAUUCGAUCCUCUGAUUCUGCUGAAAGUCAAUUACUGGAUGCGGUGCACCUGGUUCCUCUACAAGUGUACCUACUACAUGGGCAUGCUGGCUACCAAACGCCAUCACCCCUAUGACGAAGCCUUUGCGGUCCUAGAGGGCGGCAUUGCCUACCAGGUGAAUGUGACUGAGGUGACGGAGGAAACGGAGAACAUCACCAUCAACACUAUUGACAUGAUCCACGCGGUGCAUCUGUCCGCCCCCCUGCUAUUUGAGCUCAGCAAGAUGUUCAAUCAUACCACUAUUCUAUUUCAGCUCAUCUCCCAGCAGAACUUCCACAACAUCUUUUGGUGGUUUCCGGAUCCGCUGCCCUCAAAAACCAGUGUGUUGAUAAUCCACGCCCAUAGUCCCGGCGAAGUAAAGUACACUACCGGUAUAUUUUCCAUAAAAAAUCGGUUGAUGUUCAGGACGAACAUCAGCGAGUUUAACGAUGAUCCUGUUUUCAAUCAGUGGAUGGCCAAUGGCACCAUCGAAAAGUACUCGGAGAUCCAUUUGUACAGCCUGAUGCUCAGCAACAAGGCCAUGCUGGCUGUGCGGAUAGUGUCCUGUUCGGAGCCCAUGAGAGUUAAAAUGCGGAUGCACCGACAACCCUCAGCCCUGGAGAUGAAGAAGGCCUGCUUUAUAACGCCCAAUAUGGGUGGGAAGCGGAUCUGGAUGUCCAACAACUGCCCACGCAGCCUGGCAUUCGUGGCAGUUCAGAGGACUACGCCUGACCGUUCAUUUCGGAGUGGAAAGAAAACAAAGAUGUUGCGGGAUGAUUCCGACUGGGAUGCGCCGCUAAACUACACAAUCUUGCUAGAGAUAUACCAGUGCAACGUGUGGCAGAACCGGACCCUGGAUCCUGGCUGGGAUGCCGAAAACUGCAUCACAUCCUUCGAGAACAGCUAUGGCACGUCGGUCCAGUGCAGCUGCAGUAUCCUUGGGGCCUUAGCGUCUCGGAUUGUGCCCAUUGCAGCGGAACGGCAUGUGGAGUACUUUCGAGAUGAGGCUAUGACCUUCAAAAUUCUACUACCCCUUUUUUUCCUACUGCUCCUGUUAUUGCUACUCGUCCUGAUGGUCCUUAGCUUCGGGAGUCUCUCGGCCCAUCAAAGGCGCGAGAACUUCCUGCGGUGCGAAGGGAGCAAAGCAGAAGGUCUGGGACGCUUGUUUAACAACGAGAACGAGAUACUCCUGAUAGUUGUGACCGGCGGCCGGGAGUUCGCCGGGACCACCUCUAACAUUAAGUUCUAUUUCAAGUCGCCCCACCGGCCUCAGACCUCGUUUAAUGUAACGCAGGACUGCGCGCAUCCCAAGUUGCUAACGAACAGCACCAACAAGCUGCUGGUCCCGCGAGGAUCGAUCUUCAUACCCACCCGCCUGGCUCUGGGUGUCAUGAGGAACGGCCGGUUUCCGUCGUGGUACUGCCGCACCGUUACCGUUGUGGACCUGAAGCUGAGGGCGCAGCAGCUGUUUGUGGUUGAGCAAUGGAUCCAUUCGGGUCACACCAAGUUUAUGCGCUCCAAGUAUUUCACGUUCGGCCCUCAGAAAAGGGACUAUCAAUACACGUGUGCCACGCGCUUUCGUAACCGGCUGGAGCAGCUCUUCAUCAGCUGGUUCAUGGCCAAUCCCAUCACCGGACCCUGGCAAAGCAGCGUUGGCAAUGUCACGAUGAAUCGCUUCGAGCGAUCCUGCGCCUGGAUCUCCAAGCUGGCGAUCUCGCUCACCGUGAUCAGUAUAUAUCUUCCCCUGAAAAGAGAGGAAGCCGAGGAAAAAAAUCAUGGGCUUCACCACAAAGAACAUAUACAAAUAGAUGAGGUGGUGAUGCUGGCGCUUUUAGGCAUAGAUUUGGAGCUUUCCCCAGAGACUUUUUUUGCUGGAGUGUCGCACGGAGGAUGCAACGGAAAUUGUACUGAGGGCACGGCCAUUAUUCUCCGCACUCUGCCGGGAAACCAAGGAGGCGACACACGCAUCACAAUUCUGAAAUAUUGUAGUUGUCCGGGCCACAAUGUCUGGAUAAGUACCCUGUAG
This is a messenger RNA of Drosophila bipectinata, 4669 nucleotides long. RefSeq lists its product as uncharacterized. Lineage: Eukaryota; Metazoa; Arthropoda; Insecta; Diptera; Drosophilidae. Gene Ontology annotation, biological process: calcium ion transport. Gene Ontology annotation, molecular function: monoatomic cation channel activity; protein binding. Gene Ontology annotation, cellular component: plasma membrane. The record is from RefSeq and is a predicted model, not a curated record.